Messenger RNA from Choloepus didactylus (southern two-toed sloth), 939 nucleotides. RefSeq names its product olfactory receptor 5M3. Gene Ontology annotation, molecular function: olfactory receptor activity; G protein-coupled receptor activity; odorant binding. The transcript has a single exon. The record is from RefSeq and is a predicted model, not a curated record. Lineage: Eukaryota; Metazoa; Chordata; Mammalia; Pilosa; Megalonychidae. Gene Ontology annotation, biological process: G protein-coupled receptor signaling pathway; sensory perception of smell. Gene Ontology annotation, cellular component: membrane. The coding region runs from base 1 to 939 and encodes 312 amino acids.
AUGCCCAAUUUCACUGAUGUGACAGAGUUUAUUCUUUUGGGAUUAACCAAAACUCAGGAAUGGCAAGUACUCUUCUUCAUCAUUUUCCUCAUCAUCUAUAUUAUCACCAUUGUGGACAAUAUUGGUAUGAUCAUGUUAAUUAAGGUCAGUUCACAGCUUAAUAGCCCUAUGUACUUUUUUCUCAGCCAUUUGUCAUUCAUUGAUGUUUGGUUUUCCUCCAAUGUCACCCCUGAAAUGCUGGAAAACCUGUUAUCAGAGACAAAAACUAUUUCUUAUGCUGGUUGUUUAGUGCAGUGUUUUUCCUUCAUUGCCCUUGUCCAUGUAGAAGUUUUUAUUCUUGCUGUGAUGGCCUUUGUUAGAUACAUGGCAAUAGGCAACCCUCUGCUCUACGGCAGUAAGAUGUCAAGGGUUGUUUGCAUUAGACUGAUUUCUUUCCCUUACAUAUAUGGUUUUCUGACUAGUCUGGCAGCAACGCUAUGGACAUAUGGCUUGUACUUCUGUGGGAAAAUUGAAAUCAACAACUUCUACUGUGCAGACCCACCUCUCAUCAAAAUGGCCUGUGCUGGGACCUUUGUAAAAGAAUAUUCAAUGAUCAUACCUGCGGGCAUUAACCUCAUGUACUCGCUGACUGUGGUUAUCAUUUCUUAUGUGUUCAUUGUCAUUGCCAUUCUACGGAUGCACUCAGUGGAAGGGAGGUGGAAGGCCUUCUCCACCUGUGGGUCCCAUCUGAUAGCUGUGUUCAUAUUUUAUGGGACUCUCAUCUUCAUGUAUCUCAGGCAUCCCACUGAGGAGUCUGUGGAGCAGGGGAAAAUGGUGGCCAUAUUUUACACCAUGGUGAUUCCCAUGCUGAACCCCAUGAUCUAUAGUCUAAGGAACAAGGAUGUAAAAGAAGCCAUGAACAAAGUGCCCAGCAAAAUAUGCUCAACAAAACAAAACUAA